Molecule: messenger RNA, 1304 nt
Organism: Paramecium pentaurelia
Lineage: Eukaryota; Ciliophora; Oligohymenophorea; Peniculida; Parameciidae
Source: the annotation of a GenBank genome assembly
AUGAAAACAACCAAAUUUACAUUACAAAGUUAUGUUCGAUCUUGCACUUUGUUAUCAGCCAAUCAAAAUCCAAUACGAUUAAUGUUAAAUCCAAACACAAAAUUUAAUGACAUAGCUAAAUUGAUAUAAAUAGUUUGGAGAUAAAAUGCUUAGUAAUUAAGACUCUUUUUGAUUGAUGGAACUGAAAUUGAAGAAAAAGAUUUAAUUAACAUUAAAAAAGGUACUAAUUUAUAUGCUCAAUUGAAAAAUGAUGAGAAUGACUUAAGUAAUUUAAAAUUAGAGUAUGAUAUAAUCAAAAGAGUGGGAGAAGGUGGAUAAGGGGUUGUAUUUUUAGGAAAACAUAAAGGAACAAAAGAAUUAGUGGCUAUAAAAAAGAUAAGCUCAUCAACUUGGUAAGACUAAGACUUGGAGAUCCUGGAAUAAGAAUCUCUAAUCCUAAAAUAAUUAGAUCAUAAAAAUAUAGUGAAAUUAUAUGAAAAAUUUGUAUAUUCGAAUUAAAAGGAAGUGAUUAUGGUAAUGGAAUACUUAUUUGGAGGUUCCUUAUUGACAUAAGCAAAUUGUAAUAUGAAAAUUUAAAUAAUAGCUAAAUUAACUGAAGGUGAGGCUAAACAUUUUUCUCGUUAAGUAGUAGAUGCUAUAGCUUAUUGUCAUGAAAGAAAAAUCAUUCAUUGUGAUUUAAAAUUAGAAAAUAUUAUGUUAUCAUCCCUUUCUUGUAAAGAAGUAAUAAAUAUUAAAUAUUUAAUCAGAUAAAAAUAAUUGAUUUCGGAGUUUCGAAUUAUGCUGGAUAACCAUUAAUAACAGAAAAUGUUGUUGGCACUUUAUCAUAUCUAGCUCCAGAAGUAUUGUCUAAUUCAUAUAAAUUUAUUCAACCUGGAUAAGAUGUAUGGGCUGUUGGUUGUAUAAUAUAUGGAUUAGUCUUUGGAAAGCUUCCAUUUGAUGGUAAUAGUCCCUCAGAAACAUAUAGAAAUAUACUUUAAUGCAAUUACUAAAUUAAUAAAAAAUAAGUUUCAAAAGAAUUAAUACAUUUAUUAAGUAUAAUAUUUGUAGUGAAUCCAAAAGACAGAGCAAAUAUUUUCGAUAUUCAAUCUCAUAAUUGGUUUAAAGAACAUGCUAAAAUAUUUAAAUUAAAUUUAAGUGGAAUUAAUGUUCGAAUAGGAAGAUCAUCUAGUGUUGCAAAAAUGUCUUCAUCUCGCAAAUCAUAUGAUGAAGAUUAAGGAUUAGUCAUAAGUCAAAGAAAAAUAGUAUGUAGUAGAAGAUCUGUAACUAGAUUAGAUAAAGUGUCAUUUGCUGUUAAAAUUAAAUGA